Messenger RNA from Protopterus annectens (West African lungfish), 4557 nucleotides. It is a transcript of the gene INA, whose product is annotated as internexin neuronal intermediate filament protein alpha. Gene Ontology annotation, cellular component: intermediate filament; cytoplasm; postsynaptic intermediate filament cytoskeleton. Gene Ontology annotation, molecular function: structural constituent of postsynaptic intermediate filament cytoskeleton. The record is from RefSeq and is a predicted model, not a curated record. The transcript has 3 exons. Gene Ontology annotation, biological process: intermediate filament organization. Lineage: Eukaryota; Metazoa; Chordata; Ceratodontiformes; Protopteridae. Bases 279 to 1748 code for a protein of 489 amino acids.
CUAGGAGCAGCCAGGUACCGUCCUUUUAACAACAGCCAAUGUAUGCCAGAAAGCGAAUUCAGCAGAACUGCUGCUGCAGAGAUUUAGGCAAAAAAAACUAAAGAUGUGAUUACCAAGUGGCCUGGGUAAAUGCUCCACCUUUAUUGCUGGAUUUAUAUUAUUAUUACUGACUUAGUACCGCCUACUUUGUCUGCAUUGGACAAUAACUGGAGAGUCUGUCUUAUAUAAGAAGAACGAUCUGGAAGAGUCAGACAGCUUAUUCAGUACCUGCAUCCAAGAUGAGUUUCAGUACUGAUUAUUACGUUUCUUCCUCCUACCGAAAGAUUUUUGGAGAAUCUCCUCGCUCCCUGGGAGGUCGACUGGGUAGUGGCACUCGAAGCUCAACUGCCUCUAGUGGUUUUAGGACUCAGCAUUUGCCUCGCAGCAACGCCGCACCCUCUUUUAGUUCAUAUAAGCGAACAACCCGACCCUCAGCCUACUCCCCUACUUCACUGGAGAGUCUUGACCUUUCUCAAGCCACUGCACAGAACAAUGAAUUUAAGAUUAUCAGGACCAAUGAGAAGGAACAACUUCAAGGGCUUAAUGACCGGUUUGCCAUGUUCAUCGAAAAAGUGCACAACUUAGAGCAACACAACAAGGUCCUGGAAAGUGAAUUGUCUGUCUUGAGGCAGAAACAAUCAGAACCAUCCCGACUGGCAGAGAUCUACCACCAAGAGCUAAGAGACCUUAGAGCACAGCUGGAAGACGUGCAUGGGGAGAAAUCACAGCUUCUUAUAGAUCGAGAAAAUUUAGAGGAGGAACUACAGAAGAUGAAGGGUAAAUGUGAAGACGAAAUUAAGGCCAGAGAAGAAGUAGAGCAAACUCUGAAAGCUUUUCAGAAGGAUGUGGAUGAAGCCACUUUAGCAAGACUAGAUCUGGAGAAAAAGGUGGAGUCACUGUUGGAUGAAAUAUCAUUUCUUAGAAAGAUUCACGAAGAGGAGGUGUCUGACCUAACGUCAUCUCUACAGUCUGCUCAAAUCUCAGUGGAAGUGGACAUGUCCAAGCCAGACCUAACAUUGGCUUUGAAGGAAAUCCGAUCCCAGUAUGAGUCACUAGCUUCCAAGAAUCUGCAAUCUGCAGAUGAGUGGUACAAGUCCAAAUUUGCCAAUCUGACCGAACAGGCAAACCGGAGCAAUGAAGUCAUUCGAGCUGGCCGAGAAGAGAUGAAUGAGUUCCGCAGACAGCUUCAGACAAGAAUAAUCGAGGUAGAAAGCUUGAAAAACACCAACGAGUCACUGGAAAGGCAGAUAAAAGAAACUGAAGAAAGGCACGGUGUGGAACUGACAGGGCUUCAGAAUUCCAUUGACCAACUGGAGAAUGAACUGAGAGCCACAAAAAGUGAAAUGGCUCGACAUCUGAGAGAGUAUCAAGACCUGUUAAAUGUGAAGAUGGCCCUAGAUAUUGAAAUAGCAGCCUACAGGAAGCUGCUAGAAGGUGAAGAGUCACGUUUUAGCACUACAGGAGUUAGCCUUCCUACUGUCAAUCCAAAGCUAAAUCCAGGCUAUUCUUAUCAAUCACGGAUUAUUACCAGCUCAUCAAAAGUGUCUGCCAACCUGGUUUCUGAUAAGAAGGAAGACAAAGGAGAGAGCUCCAAGUCAACAACUAAAGCAUUGCCUCUGGAUGAAGAAGCAACACAGGAGAGCAAUUCAUCAAUUAAGAAAGUGAAUGUGUCUGAAAAAGAAGCAAAUGCACCAAAACAAGAAGCCUAAUCUUUUGUAAAACAAAGGCAUCUUGGUGCUUAGAGGGAAUUAACACAACCUAAUGCACUACUGUGAUGGAUGAAAUGUGUGUGUAGUUAAAGCCUUAUGCCACAUUCUGUAGAAAAUGUUUAGCUUGCAUUGUGUCUUGAGUUUAACUGUGAAUGAUAUUGUCACAGCAUUUUGUACUUCCAGAAUUAUUAGUUUAGCAAUGGUAGGCCAAUAAAUGCUUAGUAUGUUUGCAGAGUAGUUUUGAAAAUGGUGUAUUAUGCAAGCUUUGAUACAGACUUCACAAAAUGUAAGUGCAGAUGAGUUAGACCUUGAAAUCCAAAACUUUUAAAUCUGUGUAAGAAGCAGCUUCUCCUCUGGUAUCUCCUUGUUCCCAAGAUUAUUUGGUGCACACUAGGUCACCAUUCACGGUGAUCCAUAGUGAUCACAUCAGAACACACGUGGCAUGGGCUUAUGACAAAAGCAUUCAGGCUUAUAUGUAUACUGCAUAAUCUCAGUACUACACAUGUGGCAUGGGCUUAUGACAAAAACAUUCAGGCUUAUAUGUAUACUGCAUAAUCUCAGUACUAGUCUGACUGUCUGAACCAUGAGUUCUCAUCCUUUCUCGUUCUUUCCCUCAAACCAUAAAAAAUGUAAGCAAUAGAUGAGUCCAGCAAAAGCCAAGCUGUCCUUAUGCAUGUGCCAAAAAGAGAGAUAUAUGUGAAAUAGGAAAACACAGUAUGUAAUGUAGCAGCUAUAUUCUUCCAAGCAGAGUCUGCAAAGUACAUAAAGCUAAGAAAGCAUACCUCCGCCAGAAACAAACAGGGCUUCUAAGGAGUAUCUACUUUUGGUAAAAUCUCAGGUUGUUUAAAUGACAAAAUUACACUCUAAAUCUAAACAGGUCUGACUUCACGUUUCACAAAAAGAUACUCCCAUGUGACAGGUGCUAAGAGUCUGAAGCACUUUGCAUUCAUAUUUUACCUAAAGUACUUAAACUUCUAUAUAAUGAAUGCCCAAUUUGAAACUUGCUUUAGAGAUUCUCUAAGACUCUUCUUAAAUUAAGUAAUCCACUGAUUUUGCACAAGAUAACCUACUCAGGGUAUAUUCCUUUUUACCUUUAAUUUGGAUAAAUUAAUCAGGGAGGCUUCUACAUUCACAGUUAUGAAAAACACAUCAUUCCUGGGGCCAUGCUCACAGAUAUUGAGGACAGAAAAUGACAGGGGUGCCAGGACUCCAUAUGGGAUUUUUUUUUUUUUUACAUUUUUUGAGAUGCUGUGAUAGUAGCUUCAUUAAUUAUUCAUUAUAUUGAUGGAUUAAUUAACAUUUGGAAGUACUGCUCCAAAGCUAGUUAUAAAGAAAAACCUGCAGUCCUCAUUAGUUUACUAAAGAAUCUGUUCAGAAUAUCCCAUUACGGAAAAGCUUUGAGUACAUACUGGUAUCCAUUUAUUUAGGAACCUGGAGUAAUAGGAAGAGUCAGAGAUGUAACCCCUGAUAUUUGCAGCAAGUGAUAUCCCAGUCAGGAAAAAAUAUUUUCUGAAAGAAAAUUUUAAUUACCUAAACUUGUGUAUUAUUAAAUUAGAUACAGAGAGAAAAUACAACUUAUUCACAUUUACUUACAUCCCAGGUUACCUGGUACUGAAAUUUAAAGCACAGAAUAGCCAUUAACUUGAGCACCUUUCAACCCAUAAACAAAAAAACUGUAUAAUUUCCCUUCAAAAAUAUGAGACUGAAAGAAUAUUCAUCAUGCUGUAACACAACUACAGAUACAAAAUUGAUAUAAUUUGGGAUAAGCAAUUCUUAUAAAAUUUUACUGUAAUUAUUUUAUUUGGUUAGAAUGCCUGCAAUACUUCUGACUUAAAAUAUGCAUAAGACAGGUAUGAAAGCUUGUAUCCUCAUUUCAUGGACAUAUUUAAUAUUUUCACUAAAUGAAAUUGAGAAGAUAACAGCUGACUGGAGACAUGUCAUAUUAGAAAACUGAUGCGGUAUGUUGCUUUAUCAAUAUUUAUUAAUAUAAAUAUAUUUAUUAAUAUAUUGAAUUUCUAGAUUCAAAAUUACGUCAGUACAUUUCAUUUCAGUAGCAGAGAAGCAGUUUAUGAAGGUCCCCCACUUUAACAGGUGUUCUUUUAGUUUACAGGGCACGCCACAGAAGCCUUUCUAUAGCAUGACAUGCACAACUUGGUCCAGAAUGAAUUUUAUUCCAUCAAACAAUAUUUGCUUUCUUCUGUUAAGACCUUACUUAGUGAUACUCCUGUAGCCAACAAAUUACUCCAUAGAGAUUGUCUUUUUGUAUGACAUCUUAGGUAUGCAGCUAAAAGGCUUCUGCUUGAAAUAAACUCAUGCCAUAUUGCACAUUAUUGUCAUACUGUUAGAUUUUAGAUAUGCCUUAAUAACACUAAAAUAAGCGAUGAAAAAUAUAUGAACAUUCCAGCUAAUGUAUGAUAGGAUUGUUUCCGUCUUACUGAUGAGUGUCAGAACCUUUGAAACCUACAGAGUAUGUGUGUAUAAUUCUAUGCACUAGUGACUUCAUCUUGACAUUCACACCUUCAGUCCUGCAGCUACAUGUGAAGAGAUAUUUCUCAAGGAGACACAUUCCUAAGAAUUACAUAAAUGGCAUUAUAUAAUAUUCGCUCAGAUUUCUGUGAAAAUGACGUUACUAGUCAUUGUGUUAACCUGUGUCAUAGCUACAUUUGUGUAAACUUUUUUCAUAGCCACUACUGUAUAAUGGAACAAAUGAAAUGUAUGGAUUGAAGUAACUGACACUGCAAAAAAUAGCACAUGGAUUGUUUAGCAAAUAUUUUGUUUCACUAAGUCUUCAAUAAACUGAUUGCAUCUG